Lepisosteus oculatus (spotted gar) is the source of this 10099-nucleotide messenger RNA. The record is from RefSeq and is a predicted model, not a curated record. NCBI's taxonomy places the organism in Eukaryota, Metazoa, Chordata, Actinopteri, Semionotiformes, Lepisosteidae.
UCUUUACUGUAUGUAAAUGAAACAAAAGCGCUGGAGCUGCUCUGUUGCUAUCCCGUAGCUGCAGCCCCAUCACUAGUCUCUUUCCAGGAGGCUGUUGGCGUGGUAACAGGCGAGGCUGAACGGGAGAGGGAGGAAGGACGCUGCGUAACACGAAACGAGCGAGCUAGCUAGCUAGGGCUGUCGAGGCGGUUGCUGCUGCUGCUGCUGGCUAAAUGCGCGAACGGCGCUCGGGGUUCCUGCCGCUGCUGGGUUCACCUCCGCCACUCCAACAAAAAUAGAUUCCGGUCGGCGGCGCAUCAGAAGCGGAAAACAGAUGGACCAGCAACCCCAGUCCUACAUGCUUGCCAGUCUGACGCGGCCGCACUCCGAGCAGCUCCUGCAGGGCCUGCAGCUCCUCCGGCAGCAUCGCGAGCUCUGCGACGUGGUCCUGCGGGUCGGCGAUGCCAAGAUUCACGCCCACAAAGUGGUGCUUGCAAGCAUCAGCCCCUACUUCAAGGCCAUGUUCACGGGCAACCUUUCAGAGAAGGAGAACUCGGAGGUGGAGUUCCAGUGCAUCGACGAGGCCGCGCUGCAGGCCAUUGUAGAGUAUGCGUACACUGGCACAGUGUUCAUCUCGCAGGACACAGUGGAGUCCCUGCUGCCGGCUGCCAACCUGCUGCAGGUGAAACUGGUGCUGAAGGAGUGCUGUGCCUUCCUGGAGAGCCAGCUGGAUGCCGGCAACUGCAUAGGCAUCUCCCGCUUCGCCGAGACCUACGGCUGCCACGACCUCUACCUGGCUGCCACCAAGUUCAUCUGCCAGAACUUCGAGGAGGUGUGCCAAACGGAGGAGUUCUUCGAGCUGACACGGGCCGAGCUGGACGAGAUCGUGUCCAACGACUGCCUGAACGUGGUGACGGAGGAGACGGUGUUCUACGCGCUGGAGUCCUGGAUCAAAUACGACGUGACGGAGAGGCAGCAGUACCUGGCCCAGCUGCUGCACUGCGUGCGCCUGCCCCUGCUCAGCGUCAAGUUCCUCACCCGCCUGUACGAGGCCAACCACCUCAUCCGCGACGACCACGCCUGCAAGCACCUGCUCAACGAGGCGCUCAAGUACCACUUCAUGCCCGAGCACCGGCUGUCCUACCAGACCGUGCUGUCCACGCGGCCCCGCUGCGCCCCCAAGGUGCUCUGCGCCGUGGGCGGGAAGGCCGGGCUCUUCGCCACACUCGAGAGCAUGGAGAUGUAUUUCCCCCAGACGGACUCCUGGAUCGGCCUGGCGUCCCUCAGCGUGCCCCGCUACGAAUUCGGCAUUGCGGUGCUGGACCAGAAGGUGUUCGUGGUGGGCGGGAUCGCCACUCACAUGCGGCAGGGCAUCAGCUACCGGCGGCACGAGAGCACCGUGGAGUGCUGGGACCCCGAGACCAACAUGUGGUCGCCAGUGGAGCGUAUGGCGGAGUGCCGGAGCACGCUGGGAGUCGUGGUCCUGGCGGGGGAGCUGUACGCGCUGGGGGGGUACGACGGGCAGUACUACCUGCAGUCGGUGGAGAAGUACAUCCCCAAGGUGAGGGAGUGGCAGCCCGUGGCGCCCAUGAUGAAGUCGCGCAGCUGCUUUGCCACCGCCGUGUUGGACGGCAUGAUCUACGCCAUCGGGGGCUACGGCCCGGCGCACAUGAACAGGCCCCCAGAAUCAACUAGAGAGCAAGGGUACUGCGACAGGGGACAGAUUGUGGAGCGGUAUGACCCCAGCAAGGACUCAUGGGAAAUGGUGGCCCCAAUGGCAGACAAGAGAAUAAACUUUGGGGUGGGCGUCAUGCUGGGUUUCAUCUUUGUGGUGGGCGGACACAACGGCGUCUCUCAUCUGUCUAGCAUAGAGAGGUAUGACCCUCACCAGAACCAGUGGACAGCAUGCCGGCCAAUGAACGAGCCCAGAACAGGAGUGGGUGCAGCUAUUGUGGACAACUACCUCUAUGUGGUUGGAGGUCACUCGGGAUCGUCAUACCUGAACACAGUCCAGAGGUACGACCCCAUCACAGACAACUGGUUGGACUCCAGUGGCAUGAAGUACUGUCGCUGUAACUUUGGUCUGACUGCCCUUUGACAAUUAAUAUGACCGGAUGAUGAAACUGGACUAACAGAAGGUAGAAACUGGUUGCUUUUUUUUUUUCCUUUUCAUUCUGAUUUUUAUUUAAGAGGGUGGGUGGUGGAUGUGAAACGGGUACGGUGAGGCAAUAAAGAGGAAGAAGAGGAGGACGAAGAAAGUUAAAAAAAAGUGCCCAUUUUUGCUGAGCCCCAGGAGCCCCGUUGUGGAUUCUGGGAAAGCGGGGGAGGCAGGGCGGUGGGGGAAAGAGGGGAUCACGGAAGACGAAGCAGUCAGAAAAUAAGGAAGCGGAGACGGAAACUGGCCUGUCGGGAUCAGGCGUUGGACUCCGCAUCACGGACCUGCCGAGCCAGAUGACCAUGGAGUGUGGGCGCGUGUCUGUCAGUCUUUCUGUUGCGACUCUUGUGUUCUGGCGUUUGUGUGCAAUAGAACAGGGGCUCCCAGCCCUGGUCCUGCAGGCCCACACGCCUGCUGGUUUGUGUUCCAGCCCAGCUGUUGUUGACACUAUUGAACCCUUAAUUAACGUAACGAUAGGAUUAAGGUCUGCUUUUUGAUUGUUUUGGGCUCUGAAACACGGUGGAGGUUGCCCUUUGGGCUGUCAGAUUUCAUAAGGGAAAAUAAAAUUACACAAAAAUGUGUAAAUAUCCCAAUCAAGCAACGUGCUAGUUUAUUUAAGGGUUCAGUUAGGUAAUAAAGCUUGGCUGGAAUGUGAAGCAGUGGGUCUCUGGGCCUCAGGAUCGGGAACCCCUGUAAUAGAGGGCCGCCCUUACCCUGCCCUGUCGCCUUCUGGACUAAAAGUUAAGGUGUCAGUCAAAGGGGCAGAAAGGCAGUUCUAAUGGGGUUCUUUUUUGUUAUGGAUAUUAUAAUUUUACCUUUUUUUCCCCCUUGGCCACACUCCAGUUUUAAGUCUGUGUUUUUUUUUUAACUAUUUCCACUAUUGGUGGAAGGCAAAGAGACGCAGUUCUCUUAACUAACCUUGAUGUGUGUGUGCGUGCUUGUAGGUGUGGGUGUGUGAGCACACACGUGUUGGUUCUCAUGCGUCUGCGGUUUUUGUGCGUCACGUGACUUGUAGCCAGACAUUUGCAUCUCUCUGGCCACAGGAGGUCCGACUGCAUCUGUUAAUGGACAUGAACCAGUGCUUCACAAGAAAGAAAAAAAAAACAACUUUAUACUUGUUCACUUAAAAAAGGGCUGCCUUUUUUUCUUGUAAAUAACUGAAGUGAAAAAAAUCCUCUAGUGCGAUGCCUGUAAAUGUUUUCUGCACUGGGUUUCUAGUUAGGGGACGUGUGUGUUUGUGGAGUGGCUGAGAGAGGAGUAGUGAUUUUAACGAGCGCAAUAUAUUUCAGUGAGCUGUGGGUCACUCUCCACACUACUUUGCUAUAGAGGUGUGACCCUCCUGGGAGGGCCAACUUUAACCUUCGACUUAACCAGUUUAAUUGUAAGAAACGCCUACACUGAGGGUGUGUAACACGUCAGUGUUCCCCCCCCGCUGUAAUCCUUCUCACAUAGCCGCUGUAGAAGCAUUUUGGAAACGAUACUCUCUCUGGUGCUAUCAUAGGAUUCAGGAUAAAACCGUUAAUGAUGUCUUUAUGGCAGUGUGGUGUUUCUCGGUGCAUGUGUUAUUCCACCAGUUUUCUUUGUCAUUGUUGUAAUUUUGUGCCUGUACACGCAUUCAUCUGCCAAUUUUUAUUUUUGUAACAAAAACUAUAAAGGAACAGAAAAGGGAAAGUGAAAACGCUUUUUGUUCGGGCUGACGAGCGGGCUCCAUGCAAUAAAUCGCUAUGCCUUAGCAGGCCUGCAUCCCUACGAGCUGUGGUGGUUAUCUACAGCCCUAGAGACACUGGCAUCAGGCCUCACUCAGCCAUUUGCCAUAUUCAUCCUCUCUUUUCUCUGGUUCUCCGAACUGCUAGCGAGCUGAGUCACAGUGAUAGACGGACUGGAACUAGACUUCGACCUGCACUGUCAGCCCACGACGGAUUCAAAGUUUCCGUGGGUAGAGAUGCUGUUCUCAAAAGCAGAUGCAGCCAUCCUCCAAAUGGGCAGCAUUGUCAAAAUGCGCUUUCUUUAUGUCCCAAAUAAAGAAGGAGAAAAUCUCACAGGCUCAAAUACAAAGUGCCAAAAUAAAACUUGUUUCUCUAAAGAUGCAUGAAAGACACUCCAGAGUUAUACUAGUUACUGACAAUAAGUAAAUUUAAUGUCCCAGACUAAGGAGUGUUUCAAGUACUUAUACUGUGUUUCCAGUCAGAAGUAACUGGCAACCAUGCGAGUUAAGAUGGUUCUCUGGUCUAAGUCUGAAACCUAUUUUUAAGACAAACUUAAUUAGCCCUCGCAGUCUUUGUUGUCCCUUUUUAAUAGGUCUUGACAAACCAGUGUUUUUAACCACACUGGAGAUAAAAAGGUGAUGCAGUAAAAAAAAAAAAAAGGUCGUCUUAGUUUUUUGUAUUGAUCUGCUGCUGCAGAAAGAAUCCUGGCCAAGCCUGUGUGCUCCUGGAAUUCGGCCCGGGGGAGCAGGCUCUCUGUGAGGUGCAGUGCAUGUUGUGUUCCAGUAGAGGGAGCUGUAGAACAAGAGGAGUCUAAGCAGGGCUACACUGGAGCAAGGGGUCGACGUAGGAAGUUAAAGUUAAAUGUGUCUGUUUUAAAGUGCGGAAAAAUAUUUGCAUGUCGUAAGAAUAUAAAGAAUUGCAUUGCACUUAAUGACUAAUCUUGUAUUUUAUGGACAUCGCCCAUAUUGCAUUAAACUGGGGUCAGUAGCAUUUUACCAUUUUUUUUAAUUAACGCAAUAAGCCUUUUUACUUCCUUGAUGUUUUGUAAUUGUUGACUUUUAUUUUUCCCCACUCACGUGUUCUCUGACAUUGAAUGGACGGGAGCUUAAAACAGGAGUAAUGCCAAUAAAGGUGUGUAUGUGAGCGUGUUUGGUCUAUUUUAUGAUAAUGAAACUGCAAAGUCUUGGCUGCACCGCAGAGCUGUAAUGAGCAAUGUUGUUAUUGUUUUUUUUUACCGAUUUGUCAAGAGAAAAGAUCCCACCUAACUCUUCUAUAACUUUAAGUGUGUUUGCCUGUAUAAACAAACAGCAUUGUGUAUUUCUAGUCCCGUGUCUAUGGAGAGACACACUUUCAAGUUCAGCUGAUGAGAAAAGGUUAACCCUCAGAUAAGUGAAUUCUUCACACCACAGGUAUACCAAAGUAACCAGCUGUCAAUGGGAAUAUUAACUGAUAGUUGUCACAAAUGUCGAUGUGUAUUGUUUUCCUUUCAUCUUGGACAUCAUGAAGGAGAAAUGUUCUCUUCAGUUGUGGCUGUUGUAGAAUCCACUUUUCAUUUUCUCAGUGCAGUUGUGAAAAAGUCAGCCAGUGAAUGUGCUGUAUGUUGCAGUAUUUGUAUUAUUGUGGGAUAUGUAGGUCUCUUACCGGUACAGAAAGAAAAAGGGACCAAUGUUACCAUCAUACUGCAUUUAUUACAGCACACAGUUUUGUCCUGAGAGUGUAAGACUUUAUUGCAUUCUGUAAUACAUUAUUGUUUCUGGUAACCAAUAUUACUAAGAGGAAAAUCAUAUAACUUGGUUAGGCAUUUGGGUAUUUUAUUUUGUCAGAAACAUGAAAACAGAAGUUAGAUUUCAGUUUCUAUAAUAAAUCCUUGGGUCUCUUACAUCCAGCUUAGGCUUCAACUGCAUUGUGGCUAAUUAAUGUCUUGGAUGCUCUCUAGAGCCAAUCAGUACUGUUAAACAAUGAACUUAUUCAUAUCAAUAGUAAGACAAAACUGACAAUAUAAUUCAAGGGAGAAUAAUUAUUUUUAAAUACCCUGUUUUAUGCAAUAUACACUGGUUGAAAAUAAGUAUUAUAUUAAAGUGUAUAUAGGUCUUCCAGAAUUUCAAGACAGAUUGUAGGUAUAAUAUUCAUGACGAUGAACCUGAAGCCCAAGAAAAGUGAUAAGUGAAUCACAAAAGUCAUUUUUGACAAAUGUGUUGCCUUCAAAUAGCUUCCUUAGCAAAUGGCCCCUUGUUUUAUUUGUGCUUGUAUAUGCGAGAAAGAGGCUAAGAGCCAGGUGAUGUAAUGUGUUUGUGUUUAUUGCAAUCCCUGCCGCUUAUGAACUGCUGGCCUUUGGAGGGGGCUGGGAGACAGCUGCUGUGUUCAGAACUAGGCUCCCCUGCCAGGCUGAGGGCUGUACUGCCAGUGUUCUCAGAGCUGUCAUGCCAGGCCAGAGUGGAGUCACACUGGUUUCACAAUGCGCUGCCAAAGCUCUGGGGAUCCUGAGAUGGUGGAUUACCUUCUGAAAGUUUUACUGUUGAGAAUUAUGGUAUAAGUAGGACUGUGGAACAUGAAGCAUAGUGUACUGCACUGGGUGUAAGCUGAAAUAUGGUGCAAAUAGAAUUAGUAAAACAAUAUCAGUGUAUGAUUUCAUGAUUGAAAAGACUCCUUUUCACAAAGCAGAGUGAGCACUGAACCACUGCAGCAAGAUAGUCUUGAUUUUACUCUGGUAAAAAAAAAAACAGGGCAAUUUGUGGUUCCAUUCUUUGAACAGAAAAAUGCCAUUCCAAUCCAAAAUGCGUACCUAACCCAGUGAGGUCGAUUGAGAUCAGCAGCCGGCCAUAAGAACUGGUUGAUAGCAUGCCAAGAUUGCGGUGGCUGUUCUUGCCACUUAGGGAUCAAUUCCACCAUUAGUCAGUAGGUCAAGUCAGUUCAGGAUUGAGUAGAAACGGUGAGAAAGACCCAGACUUUGGAAGCUGAAACCAGCUGCUGUAAUCUGAAAAGCCAGAAUGCCUAGUUUCCUCUUAUGCCCUUGAGAUAAUGGCCUAACCAAGGGUAAUGGUAGCAGUAGUUUAUAUUUGUUUUGCUUUCCAACCUCCACUUUGGCCAUGACCAAAACUUAUACUGAGUGAUCAUCAGAGUCUAUUAUACAUGUUUACUGGUAUUUAAGAUAUAGUGCAAUAAUAUUUUGUACAGGUUUUUUCUAUUAGACUAUUUAAGUGUAAGUGAAUUGAAUGCAUUUGCUUGUUGUAAGUAACUGUUCUGGUUUUCUAGUAUCUCUCUUAGAUGUGUCUGUUGUGUAGUAGACUUUCUCUUCCUUGUUCAGUCAUGGAACUCUGUUAGAAAGAAACAGAUCUUGAACUUUUGAUAUUCACUCAGUAUGAAAUCCAUUAAAUCUCUUUUUGUUGUAUUAAAGUAAUGCAUCAUGACGUUUUUGGGAGGGAGUGAAGAAGUAUGUCACAAUUAAUGUUGAUCGAGAAAACCCACCUAAAUUAAUGUUAAUACUGCAGGUAGUGUUGUUCUGCCUCUAGCAAUAAAUGUGAAGUUAGUUUGCAUAUGAAGCUGUUGUCUUUACCAGCAGAAGGAAUCCAUGAUCCUCUUCAAGCAGGCAUUUGAAUUUGUCAGCCACUGGACUGACCAAGAUUGUGAACAAGAGUGUUAAAGAUACAGUUUGCCCCCUAUCUCACGUAAAUGCAUUAAAUGCAUACAAGAGCACUUAACUGUAGUGACAGGACUGAUGUACACAUAGGUACGCAGUAUUGGAGUAAAAGCAGGGGUUCAAUGCAGUGAAUCCUGUCACUUUCUGAAUUUUCACAGAGUUAAAACGGAGACUGAUUUUGUUAGUGAAAGAAACUAGUGUCCUUUUUUUCUUGGAUGUUUUAUCUCCUUAAUAACAAGUUCGAAUUCCAUCUUUCCCAGAUCAGAAAGCCAUUUAUUCCUGGUAAGAAUCAUGGAACAGAGGUCAGAAGCAUAGAGAGCAAGGUGGGGCUACACUCCAGACAGAACACUAGGCCUGCUAGGAAUAAAAUACACUAAUUAGCCUAAAGAGCAUGGGUUUUGACAGUGGGAAGAAACCCAUGUGAACAUGCGAACUGUGCACAGAAUGUUUAUUAAUCUGGAAUCGAACCCAGUCCCCAUCAUGUUAUAGGUUGAAUUUAUUUGUAAUAUGUGAGUCAUUAAAGUGUGCUUGUCCUUAUUUUUUCCAGUGUGCAAACUAUCCAUUCUAUAUUAUAUACUAUAGAGUGAAUAGACUUUUCGUCAAAAAAAUGCAAAUGUCUGUGGACAGACGUUAGGAGAUAAGAAUAUUAUGGAGAACUGAGUGAGGCAAUCGGAAUGUAGUGUGUUUGUGGGCCUUGUAAGAAAGGUGUAGUUUUUGAAGCUCAGAGAGGGUAAUGGUAUCUUUACGGAAUCUUUUCAAGUGAAACUUAUUUCAUGUAAGCAAGCAAGGCAUUAUUACAGGAGGAGAGCUACAUUAGUUGUGUAACUUGCUGGUGUAAUAUUGAGCUGUGUCUGCUUUAAAAAGUGUGUUUUUUUAUAAACAAUUGAACCAGCUAGAGGUUAACCGUGUCAAGGGCAUAUCACCUUUAUAUUCCGUCAGAUAUAAGUGUGAUAUUCUUCAGCUUGAAACAGGUUGUCCAUGUUUCCAAAAAAAAUGUUCCAGCAGGCUUGAAGUCAAAGACAUACUGGAAACUGCAAGUGAUGAGGGAGGGAGAUCUGUAAUGCCAGUGACUGGAAAUGUUAAGUUGUAAAUGGGGUAUUGAUCCUUGACAAUGUAUGGAACCACUUCAUUUGCAGGACUUCAUUUGUUUUAAACACUUGUUCAUGCCUGAACUCAUCCUUGUUUGCCAUCAUUUUCACCAAAGUGCUCAUUUUGCAAAGAAGAGGGAUAGAAAAACAAAUGCAGAACUAUAUCACCUCGCUAAGGACUGUUGAGCUGGUUCGCCAAAUUAUCAUUCAGUUCCUAUUGCGACUUCUGUGUGCGCACCCGGGUUCCAAACAAGUCCUCGAUUGUCUCAGCAGCACACUGGAACAAAAUGAUACACUACUGCAUGAUCUGUGUCCAUAUAGGUGUCUUUAUUUUACUUUACUGUUUAGAAAGACACACCUGAGGGUUUUAUGGAUGUUACAGAAACAUUAUUAUUAUUACCACAUAAGCACUAUUUUAGUAAGCCUGGUUUAGUAAGUAAAAAUGCCCGCCUUAAGAAUUCAUUUCCAAUUUUUAUUUCUCUGAAAAGUUGUGGGCACAGUCUGGGGACUUCCAAGCAUGAUUCUCAGAAUGUCAGGCAUCCCAAUUUGUAUCUCCUGAGUAAACAGAGGAUAAGGUAUCCAAAUGUAGACCUUAUUUUGUUAAAAUUUCAUGUUAGUCUAUUGUUAUUUUGGGUGAAUUACAGUGUAAUUUGACACAGGUAUUAAAAUAGUAUUGUCUUGAAUGGGUGUACAUUUUUUGUCCAUGACCCUGGCUGUGAUAUACUGUCAUCUACAUACUGUACGGUCCUGUAUCCACCAUACACAUGUACACUGUUGUAGGUGCAUACCAUGUGUUGCUGAAAAACCAUUGCCUCCAAUCAAUUUGAUUCACAGCUGGAGGCAACAGGAAAUGUUAAUCUCCUUGUAAGUGUCAGAUUCUAGGGAGGGUUCAGUUCUAUAGUAAGCCAUUUUUUUGUCGACAUAUCUUUCAUUUAACAAGUGGUAUGUGAAACUUUUUUGUAUUUGUAUGUACUAAAUUUGUGAUCAGUGACAAUUACCCAUGUUGACAGUGUGAAGUUGAUAUUUCUGGUGGAAACAAAUAGCUUGCCAGCUAUGUUAGCUGUGAUUGUGGUUAAAACUAACCCUGAUCUAAAAACAAAGAACUGGAUGAUAAUAGUUACAAGUUUGCCUUAUGCGCUGUGCUUUCCUCUGAAAAAAAAAAAUACUUUUUAAACUAACUUUUCUUUCUCGAAUGGGGACACUGUACUUAAAACUCCAAAUUAAUGUGUGUGUGUGUGUAUGCCGGUCUGUGAAUGUGGAUUUUUUUAAAUGUAUUCUCCUGUGUAUAUACUGCUGUGUCGUGGUGUUGAUUAGAAUGGAUUCCUGCGAGAUUCCUUGGUUUACAUUACAACUGGCAUCUGAACUGCUUUUCAUAAUGAGCAAUGACUGUUGCAUACAUUCUCAUUGUUGCGCAUUCUCAAGGCGCAGUGUUAAGAUUUACAUGCUUCUUGUGAUAACUGCAAAAUUAACCCCUGUUUAUUACAAUACUCCAUUGAAUGUGUGAACUUUAUUAAAUAAACACAAAUCAAAAGAG